CUCGGCCACCACUCAGCUGCAGACAUGAGUGACCAAAGAGUAACCUAUGCAGAACUGAAUCAGGUUAAGGAUGCAAAGAGACAGCACAUGAAACCUAAGGGCACUAGAGGCUCCAUUCCAGGAACUGAGCAGGAACUAACCUAUGCAGAAUUAAAUCUUCAAAACGCCUCUCAGGAUCUUCGAGGGAGUGACAAGAAUGACCACUGCAGAGCAUCCCCAUCACCUCCAGAGAAGCUCAUUGCUGGGAUCCUCGGGGUCAUCUGCCUUGUCCUGAUGUGCGCUGUGAUAGCAAUAGCUGUUAUUCACUCUCUUGCAACACCAAAGAAGAACUACUCCUCCCCAAUAACAAAGAUCCAGAAAGCAUAUCAUUGUGGUCAAUGUCCACCAGAGUGGUUCACAUACUCCAACAACUGCUAUUACAUCAGCACUGAAGGAAAAACAUGGAAUGAGAGUUUGAUGGCCUGUGCUUCUUGGAACUCUAGCCUGCUCUAUAUAGAUAAUGAAGAAGAAAUGAAGUUUUUGAACAUAUUUGAAAUAGUUCCAUGGAUUGGAUUGACCCAGAGAAAUAAUACUAAUUCUUGGGUGUGGACAAUUGGCACAACUCUCUCUCCUGAACUGUAA
Messenger RNA from Phyllostomus discolor (pale spear-nosed bat), 621 nucleotides. RefSeq names its product NKG2-A/NKG2-B type II integral membrane protein-like. The coding region runs from base 25 to 621 and encodes 198 amino acids. Gene Ontology annotation, biological process: positive regulation of natural killer cell mediated cytotoxicity; stimulatory C-type lectin receptor signaling pathway. The record is from RefSeq and is a predicted model, not a curated record. NCBI's taxonomy places the organism in Eukaryota, Metazoa, Chordata, Mammalia, Chiroptera, Phyllostomidae. The transcript is spliced from 5 exons.